AUGAUGGCUUGUAAGAGUUUGCUUAUCGUUCUCCUAAUUGUCUCUCUCUUUGGUCUUCACAAUUGUGAAUUUGGGGUUCAUCCGAAGGGGUAUGAAAGGUGUGUUACCAAAUUUAUGGGAGAGCCGUGGCAGUUAGAGUUUUUGUGUUGUGUCGAAGCUCCUACAAUUUGCUUCGCUGGAUAUCUUGAGGAAGCAUGCCUCGUAAGGUGUCCUCCGCUACGAAAAGGAAAAGGAAGAGCAAAACCAUCUCCCCCUCCGCUCCUAAAAGGAAAACGAGGUGCAAAACCAUCUCCAUCUCCCUCUCCCUCUCCCUCUUCCUCUCCCUCUCCAUCUCCCUCUCCGCUGCGAAAAGGAAAAGGAGGAGCAAAACCGUGUCCCCCACCUCUUCUAUAG
Molecule: messenger RNA, 393 nt
Organism: Microthlaspi erraticum
Lineage: Eukaryota; Viridiplantae; Streptophyta; Magnoliopsida; Brassicales; Brassicaceae
Source: the annotation of a GenBank genome assembly